UUGCCCACUGUGUGUGUGCGACAUACAUCAAGGCAGACAUGCAGUCGAGCGGUCACAGAUACUACUAUUUAUUUAUGUCCGUGUAGUGUGUAAAUGUGUAGAAAAUUACCUUCAAAUUGUUACGUCAACCGCAAAAUAAUUCGCUUAUCAAAAACUCCUCCACUUUCGCAAAUCCUCGUCCACCGACUCGCAAAAUUUAGCCAAAGAACGGCCAACUCCAACUCAAAAAAAUCCAACAAGUUCAAAGCCGACGCAAGAUUGCGGCCCGAGUCUGAUGUGAGCCACCGCCGAAAUGACGAGGUCCGGGCGCUUUUCAAAAGUCGGCGGUUUUUUCGGGUGAACGCGACGAAUAUGGCACCAGAUAUGUGGCAAACGGCUCAAAUCGCGGUAAUUUUGAUAAAUGGUGGAGGCGUCGAUCUGGUUUACUAUGAGAAGGGUGUGAAUUGAAAAGGAAGUCGUCAUGGGGAAUUCUUGCAGCAGCGGACAGGCUCACAAGGAUAAGGACAAUAUGUCCCAAAGGUCCGAAGAGUCUGGCAGUUAUCAAGUCCGAUCGAGCCUCCCAUCCGAAAAGCAGCAGACUCUUCUCAACCACAUAACACCCCACUCCGGAGUGAUCCUGGAGCCCAGUACCGCAGGACAGCCCCCUCUGCAAGCCCCCUCGGCCCCUCCGCCCACAGCGCCGUCGACACUCAGUGUCUCCGAAAGAAAACCGAACAUCUCGAAAGUUCUAAAGGGAGUCGCAGCUUCCAGCAUUUCCGCCGACUCCAUGUCUUUGAGUUCACCGCCCGGCACGCAAAGUCCCAAAGAAUUCGAUAAGCUAUCCGAUGGACACGUCCCCAAAGAAGUGUCGAGUCUGUCUGAACACCUCCAGAAUUUGAUAAUGGGGCGGGUGUCGCAGGCCAAGACCGCUUCCAGGACCAGGAAGAUCGUCAUCUAUGUGUGUGCCGCAGACUCGCAAGAUUGUUACGUAGAAAAAGGUGCUCUUCAUAACAGCGUCUACCCGGAACUGCGAGCGCACUGCAGGUCCAAAGGCUACGAACUGCACAUUGUCGACCUCCACUGGAAAACCCUUCUGGAGAAGCAACAAGACCACGAAUUUCCAGAACUUUGCAUCGGGGAGCUCACUAGACAAAUGGAAGUCGCGUACAUAAUCCCUGUACUGUUCCUGAAUAACUCCCUCGGGACUCCGCUCCUGCCCAUCACCAUUGAGAGCGCCGACUUCAAAAUGGCCAUGGAGAGUGUCGAAAAUCAGUCCGCUCAAACUCUGCUUUCCAAAUGGUACCAGUUAGACAGCGACGCUCAACCCCCUUGCUACCGACUUCAACCCAUCUCCUACCACAUCCCGGGAUUCAAAGAAACCUCGCCCGAGGAACGCGAAAGAGCCUUCGAGGAGUGGAGGACCGAAAUCGAUAAGAUGCUCGCCGUGCUCAUAACCGUCUUCUCGCAGGAGCUGAGGGACACUUAUUUAACAACCGUGGUAGAGCAAGAAGUGCACAAUACGGUCUUCAUGAGUCAAGAACUGGCAAAACGUUGUAUUUGGAUCAACCGUGUUUACACUCCCACGGCGAAAACUCCAGAUAAUUUGAGUCCCGGAGAUACUGAACUCUACAGGAGACUCAACACGUUGCAGAAAGACCUCAGAAAUCAGUUAACUGAAAAACAUAUAGUGAGGAUUCCGGUGAAGUACGUGGAAGGUGGGUUAAACAUGGAUAUACCCGAACAUGCGCAAUACAUAGCUCAAGUCACCGCCCAUCUCCAAAAGCACCUCUUGGAGAUGGUUGAUUCCAUCAUCGACGAGCACCAGGGUAAAACUAUGCUAAAACCGAGCUACGGAAUUGAAGCUCCGCUGUUCGAGGAGCUCAACCAACAGACGAGCUUUUGCCAAAAGGCUGCACAAUGUAGUAUUAAUAGGGAGAAAACGAUUAACGAAAUUAAAACGUACAUAAACGGAGAUAGCCCAAUUCCUUUAGUAUUAUACGGUCCCGGUGGCUGCGGUAAAACCACUUUAUUAGCACGAGUGGCCCAGUGUUGCCAACAGUGGCUACCAGAAGCUUUCCUCAUUUUUAGGUUCAUCGGAAUUAGCGCCCAGUCGAGCACAAUCGAGCAGUUGUUAAGUUCAAUAACGAAUCAGUGUUCUAUUUUAACGUACGGACAUAAAUGUUACUGUAUUCAUAACAUCGCAACUUAUGAGAAAAUCCUUCCAACUUUGUUAGCAGCUAGUUGUCUCCAGCGACCCUUGAUAAUAAUAUUAGACGGUAUAGAUCAAGUCCGUGGUUACAGUUCCAAAUCGAUUGAAUGGCUUCCCACAAAGCUACCAGAGAACAUCAAAUUUGUACUCUCUGUAUCAGAGGGUAGCGAUUUCUACGUGCAGAUCGCCAAGAAAAUCAAUCAAAACAGUUUCAUCAAGAUGCCGCUGUUGGGCGAAGCCGAAGCCAAAGGCAUCCUCAUGUCCAGUGUCAUGCAAUACAAUCAUAGCGUUAAUUCUAAAAUACAAGACUGCGUCCUGAAGUCCGUGCAGGAGUGUACUCUGCCUCUGUACUCCAAAGUUCUGGCGUGGCAGACGUCGUGGUGGGCGGACAAAGAACACGAUAUUGUUCCUAAAGGACACGUCAACGACCAGCUCAGCUUGAUGCUGGAGGAGCUGGAGAAGAUUUUGGGGGUGACUCAGGUCCAGCACGCCCUUGCAAUAAUUACGAGCACCAAACACGGCGUUACGGACUCGGAAAUGAUCGAUUUGUUGGCGUUUGAUGACAGUUUUCACAGUACCACCACUUAUGUACCUUGGGCCCCGGCUUGCUUGACUUGGUCCCGGUUGAACAAACACCUCGCCCCGUUUCUGCAAUGGACCUUGACCGGAGGGGUACUGGGGGUCCAGUGGAGGGACAACAUGUUGAGACAAGCGGUUGCCGCGAGGUACAAAGAACACGCCAAAUGGGCGAACCAAAUGAUCUACGAUUAUUACACAGGCAAAUGGUGGAACAGUAAGCCUGCAAACGUCUUAGCUAGACUGGUAUCCCAAGAGACGAUUUUGGGAAAAUGUUAUAACAGGCGGAAGCUGGACGAGUUGCCCUUCCACUAUUACCAGCUGAAGAGAGAAAUUGAAAACUCUCCUUACAUUUCGGACAUCACGUGGAUUUACGACAAGGUGUGCGGCUCCAACUGCUACCAGAUCCUGGAAGAUAUUAACAUGCAACCCAGCGUGAGGAACGAACUGACGCUGACGCUGAGACAUUUUAUCGAAACCCACGCGAGCGUCCUCAAUUACGAUGGUAGACAGUUUUAUUCGCACUUGUACAAAUAUUUAGAAGAUAAAAUUAGACGUAAAGAAAUUAGUUUAGAAUCAAACGAUUCCACCCUAGUCCAAGUGUACAGCUUAACGAAGAGCCCACCUGUCUUAUCACUCAUACCCCUAAAUAGCGUUCAAGAAGAAAAAGAGAGUGAUGAAUCCGGACCAGCUUUCAAAGAGAGCAACUUCGACUUGGUUAUAAGACUACCGGACACUGACCAGUUCGUCGUCAGCGUUUCCACAAACAAAGAGGAGAUUUGUGUUUGGGACGUAAAAGAGUGCAAACGAGUGCGCAUCCUGAACGGGAUUCCACAUCCGACCAAUCUGAUACCCAUCGACCAAUUCAGAUGCAUCGUACUGUGCAGAAGGGAGCUGCGGAUUUACGACCUGAACACCGGUACUUUUGUGACCAAACUGAAGGGCGUCAUGAACCAGAAAAUGCCUUACUUCGGGCUUCAUGACCAAAGCCAUUUGGUAGCGCUUAGUAGAAACCGGAUGUAUGUCAAUCUUAUGAACCUGGAGACUGGUGACUGUGUUACCACAUUCAAGGCUGGGGAGGACCGCUUUCUCAAUUCCCUGCUGGUUUCGGGGGAUGGGAGAGUCCUUGUGUGUGGCGAUGAAACCCAGAAACCGUUUCCUCUCCUCGUUUGGAAUUUACAGUCUCGAAAAUUACUGUACGAUCUUAGAAUACCACACCACGAUUUUAUAACUUCCUUGUCAGCCAUCACUUACGAAGGCAGUUACGUAUGCUGUGUUUGUCACGAAAUAGACGAACCCAAUCCGAAUUUCAUUGUUGUGUAUGAUUUGCAAAGUGGUACAUUAUUUAAGAAAUGGAAACCUUCUUGUAAUACGGUUUCCUUAGAAAUUAGCUCACAAGGCGGCUGUGUCAUAUCCGGUCUCGAGGACGCCAGAAUACUCGUUUGGGACCUGAUUACAGGUAAUUGUCGAUGGUCUUUGUACGGUCACACCGCUCCGGUUUCUUUACUGAAACUGGAUCCCACGGGAGCCCUGUGUUUAUCCACAGACUCGGAGUGCAGAGACAGGUCCAUUCGCCUCUGGGACCUCAAUAAAGGUAAUUUAGUGUCUGUGUAUACACCAAGAACAAAUAUUGCUGCGUGCGAAUUAACAUCUAACGGUUACCACAUCGUCUUGGCCCUGGAAGGACAGGAGGAAGUAAUAAUUCUUCAGCUCACAGGGCCCAACGUGGACAUCAACCAAGAGAAUGAAGCGUACGGUGUGGAAGAAAACAAUGGGAAAAUUUUCGAACUGAAGGAAAGUGAUGCGUGCUGACCGAAAUAGAUUAACUCUUUUCAAUUAUCACAGGAAUUGUUUAAAUGUAAUUACGAUUUUUCCGAGUCGUGCUUAUUUGUCAUUGUUUUUGGGAAAAAUCAUCCACUUUUCGAUGGACUGUGCUGGUAGCAGAUCCAGACUUUUCUCUCCUACUACAUUUUUUAUAUUUUUUUGGUUUUUUGGAUUGUUCCUGUCUUGUACAUGUACCUCUACUUUUAGCAAACUUUGCUUAAUUUACUUGAUGGAAAGAUUACUCGAUGUGGAAUAACGGUAGAGCUAAAAUUUCAUGGCAACUUUUAUGUUAUGUGGCCACAGUGUUGUUAGAAAGUAAGGAAUAAAUCGCACCACUGCCAAAAAUCGACAAAAAAAUGACUUCACACGGUUGCCAAAAUAUGUUGUAAUUGUCAAUAAUUAUUAAGUGAUAUAUUUUCAGAUUCCGGUUUUUGUAAAAUGCUUGGCGCAACGCUAACGCUACACUUUCGGGGAAACGUGACAAAAAAGCCGGCUAAAAUGUGUUAUAGAGUAAUUUAAGCAAAGUCCUAUUGUUAUAAAGAUAUAUUCCCAUCUGGUAUGCGGAACAAUAUAAUUAAAAUAUUAUAUUUGUAUGUUGUGAUUCUUGUGUAAAAAUAAAUGUAACAAAUAUUAA
This is a messenger RNA of Zophobas morio, 5222 nucleotides long. Its product is annotated as NACHT and WD repeat domain-containing protein 2. NCBI's taxonomy places the organism in Eukaryota, Metazoa, Arthropoda, Insecta, Coleoptera, Tenebrionidae. Gene Ontology annotation, molecular function: ATP binding; protein binding. The transcript has 18 exons. The record is from RefSeq and is a predicted model, not a curated record. Bases 461 to 4576 code for a protein of 1371 amino acids.